Molecule: messenger RNA, 1960 nt
Organism: Vicugna pacos (alpaca)
Lineage: Eukaryota; Metazoa; Chordata; Mammalia; Artiodactyla; Camelidae
Source: RefSeq, a predicted model, not a curated record
ACUGAUGGCUGGGUGGAAGAGGGUAGAAAUGGCUCUGGGAUCAGGGUUCCCAACAGAUUGACCUCAGUCUUGCAGUAGCGGGCCUGACAGUUCUCCCAUUUCUUCUCCCUUCACUGUUUCUGCUGUGAAACUUGCAUCAUUGAUCAUCUUCCCAGUUUUCCUCACACCACAUGGUCUUCUCUUUGGCCUGCAAGUCGUUUAGUUAAUUCUUGCCUUUAAAGUUUACGUUGUUAAUUAUUUUUGAAAUAUAAUGUACAGGGAUUCCCCUCAGUUCCUCUGUCCUGCAUUCCUCUCUCCCCGAAAGACAGUAACCCGCCUGGAACAAAGCCUUUCUGAGGCCGUGGAGGCCCUGAAUCGUGAGCAGGAAAGUGCCAGACUGCAGCAACGGGAAAGAGAGACCCUGGAAGAGGAAAGGCAAGCGCUAACCCUGAGCUUGGAGCUAGAACAGCAGCGGUGCCGGGCCCUGCAGGACGAACGGGAUGAGGCUCGGGCUGGGCAACUCAGUGAGCGUCGACAGUUGGAGACCCUUCAGGUGGCCCUAGAAGAAGAGCGGCAGACCCGGGCCCAGCAAGAGCAUCAGCUUAAGGGACGCUACCAGGCACUACAGGAGGAGAGCCAGGCUCAGCUGGAAAGGGAGAAGGNGAACACCCAGAGGGAGUCGCAGGCAGCCCGAGAGGCGCAGCAGCAGCUGGCCUUGGUGCAGUCUGAGGUGCGGCGGUUGGAAGGAGACCUGGAUACAGCUCGCAGAGAGAGAGAUGCCCUGCAGCUGGAGAUGAGCCUGGUGCAGGUCAGGAGGCAGAGGGCUCCUGAGGAGCGUUCCUGGAAGCAGCUGCAGGAGCUGAAUGGACAGCACCAGCAGGAAUUGUCCACCCAGUUGGCUCAGUUCAAGGUGGAAAUGGCAGAACGAGAGGAAAGGCAGCAGCAGGUGGCUCAGGACUAUGAGCUCAGCCCUGGGCCUCAGGAACUGGAGAAGGGGGAGAGGAGGAUGUGGACUGUGCCCCCUGUGGCUGUGGCCCUAAAGCCAGUGUUGCAGCAGAGCCGGGAAGCAAGGGAAGAGCUGCCUGGAGUGCCGCCUGUUCUCUGCAGCCCCUCCCCAGAUCUUAGCCUCUUGCUGGGCCCCACUUUCCAGAGCCAGCAUUCCUUCCAGCCCCUGGAGCCAAAGCCUGAUCUCACUUCAUCCUCAGCGGAGGCCUUCUCUGCAGUCGGAACCUUCCAUCCCGAUCACAGGGCUGAACGGCCAUUCCCUGAGGAAGAUCCUGGGUCCGACAGGGAUGGCUUCCUAAAGCAAGGGCUGCCGCCCGCUUCCCAGCUUCAGGGCCUCAAGCAUUUUUUGCAACAGCUGCUGGAGACAGCACCCCCAAGCAACGAGAACCCCUCUGCCGACCUGCUGCCCACCAAGUCCGGUCCUCUGACUGUCCCAACUCGGGAGGAAGCCCCUCAGGUGCCAUGCCUCCCACCUCCUGUCUAUAAAACUAAAGUGCCCUUAGCCAUGGCGUCCAGUCUUUUCCGGGUCCAUGAGCUUCCCUCAGCCCAUUCACAGAGCGGUGGUCCCCGCGGUGGCUCCCCAGAGAGAGGUGGAGAUGGGCUCGCAUCCUCAAGGCAGCUGAUGGAGGUGUCUCAGCUGCUGCGACUCUACCAAGCUCGGGGCUGGGGGGCGCUGCCUGCGGAGGAUCUGCUGCUCUACCUGAAGAGGCUGGAACACAGCGGGUACCAGCCUGGAGGACGGGAGGAAAGAUUAGGUGGAUGGAAUCUGGAUUGUGGCCAGGCAGAUGGGUCAGGCAGGGAAGAGCGGAGUGUGCAUGUUUGCCCCCUUGGCGCGGACAUGAGUGAUAAUGACACAGGAGGGAGGGGGCAGGGCACAGCCAUUAAAAGAAUGAUGCAGCUGUUGAGGAUACGGCAGAAAGUGGACAGACCCUCCUGCGCCCAAGAUGGCGGAAGACUCGACCCCCGUCCACCUUGA